AUGUUUCCUUUCCCUAUGGCAUGUCAAAACGUCUUUAAAACACCUAAUGUGAUCGACGAAACGAAAAAGCAAGGUGAACUCUUCUCACGAAGCGUUCACGAUGGUUAUUAUUGGUUCACCAAACAAGCUGACAAUUCGAUUGCUAAAUUCUCAAAUGGUAACGCAAUAUAUACAAGGCCACCCGAUUGUAUCCAUCAUACUAAUGAAGGACACGAAUUUCACGAGAACGCAACGAUCACUCGUUUAUCGAAUAUCGAAGCACUCCUCCAUCGUUACAAUGGAAAAUGUUGUAUCCUGAUCAACGAAGACGAUCACGUAGAAGAUCAGAAAUAUAUUCUAAUUGGUACAGACAAUAGCGACGACGGUAGUAGUUACAUCGAAGAGGACGAAGAUAAUGAGAAUGUCAAGGUCAACGAAAACAAAUCUUGUCGUUACGAAAAUAAUCGAGAAGAAUCUUCGCCUAAAUGUUCCGACGAAUAAACGAAUUUUGGAAGUUAUAAUUAAUCGUUUUUCAUCGUUUAAACUGAUUUAGUUUAGUCUCGGAUCUUUUUGCGAAUGAAUGAACAAUUUAUCAAUAACGUUGCGACAAAGAAUUUCAUUUCUUCGUAACGACGGCAGCCUCUAGAAUUUAUCCAUUGAUUAUAUUCAAUAAAGUUUUAUCUAUUUAU
Messenger RNA from Vespa crabro (European hornet), 668 nucleotides. RefSeq lists its product as uncharacterized. The record is from RefSeq and is a predicted model, not a curated record. Bases 1 to 480 code for a protein of 159 amino acids. The transcript has 2 exons. Lineage: Eukaryota; Metazoa; Arthropoda; Insecta; Hymenoptera; Vespidae.